Molecule: messenger RNA, 1214 nt
Organism: Cucumis sativus (cucumber)
Lineage: Eukaryota; Viridiplantae; Streptophyta; Magnoliopsida; Cucurbitales; Cucurbitaceae
Gene: PEROXIDASE
Product: peroxidase 2-like
Biological process (GO): response to oxidative stress; hydrogen peroxide catabolic process
Molecular function (GO): heme binding; peroxidase activity
Source: RefSeq, marked provisional
UUGUAAUAAUGGCGGCUUCUUCUAAAGUUAUUGUUUCUUUGGUACUGUGUUUGAUGAUGGCUGUGUCUGUGAGAUCUCAGCUUAGCUCCACCUUCUAUGACACUACAUGUCCUAACGUAUCAAGCAUUGUGCAUGGUGUUAUGCAGCAAGCUCUUCAAAGUGACGAUAGAGCCGGUGCCAAAAUCAUCCGUCUCCAUUUUCACGAUUGUUUCGUCGACGGUUGUGAUGGGUCGGUGCUACUCGAGGACCAAGAUGGUAUAACGAGUGAGUUGGGUGCACCUGGAAACGGAGGCAUCACGGGUUUCAAUAUUGUUAAUGACAUCAAAACCGCAGUUGAGAAUGUUUGUCCAGGAGUCGUUUCAUGUGCUGACAUUCUAGCCCUUGGUUCUAGAGACGCAGUCACCUUGGCAUCAGGACAGGGUUGGACGGUUCAAUUGGGAAGAAGAGACAGUAGAACAGCAAAUUUGCAAGGAGCCAGGGAUAGGCUCCCAAGUCCUUUUGAGAGUCUCUCCAACAUCCAAGGUAUAUUCAGAGAUGUUGGUCUUAACGAUAAUACCGAUCUCGUUGCUCUAUCAGGUGCACACACAUUCGGGCGUUCAAGAUGCAUGUUUUUCAGCGGACGCCUAAACAAUAAUCCAAACGCAGAUGACUCACCCAUAGACUCGACAUACGCGAGUCAGUUGAACCAAACUUGUCAAUCAGGGUCAGGCACAUUCGUGGAUUUGGACCCGACGACGCCAAACACAUUCGAUAGAAACUACUACACAAACCUUCAGAACAACCAAGGGCUUUUGAGAAGUGACCAAGUUCUGUUCUCCACUCCAGGAGCUUCAACUAUCGCUACUGUCAACAGCUUAGCCAGCAGCGAGAGCGCAUUUGCUGACGCCUUCGCUCAAUCAAUGAUCAGGAUGGGAAAUCUCGACCCUAAGACUGGAACCACCGGAGAAAUCAGAACCAAUUGUAGAAGACUCAAUUAAGAUAAUAAUCAAACCGACCACGUCUCAUCAUAUAUACUUAAUUAAUGAUUCCAUAUAUACACCAAAUGAAAGUGUAUUGUUGUUAUAUGUGUGUGUGUGUAUGAGUUGGCCACGUCAUAUUAUCAUAUAUUAUAUGGUCAAACUCAAAGUAAGAAUAGAGAGUUGAAUAAUUGGGAGAGAGUCCAUAUCUCAUUUAGUUUUUGGAGAAAAGAAUACAAAUGUGAUUUUCUUUUUGUG